Mytilus trossulus (common blue mussel) is the source of this 889-nucleotide messenger RNA. RefSeq lists its product as uncharacterized. Bases 57 to 593 code for a protein of 178 amino acids. The record is from RefSeq and is a predicted model, not a curated record. Gene Ontology annotation, molecular function: protein binding. Lineage: Eukaryota; Metazoa; Mollusca; Bivalvia; Mytilida; Mytilidae. The transcript is spliced from 5 exons.
AUUUUAUAUAGGUUGACUGUGAAACUCUGAGUUGCACAUCCGGAUCUCGACUAAUCAUGGUGUAUAUAUAUUUGGUCUUGUGUAUAGUAGUCACUACAGCUUCAGUUUCAGCUGUGUCUCCUUCUAACUGUACUGACGCUACAUUUAUUGAUUGUCAAGAUUCACAUGUCUGCAGCCAUACCGAUCUCAAGAAGUACUGUCCUCUCACCUGUGGUAUAUGCAAACCAUGUCAAGACGAGAGUGUGUUCAACUGUAAUCAAAACGUGUGUUCCUUUCCAACACUGAAGAAAUUCUGUCCUGUUACUUGUAAUUCGUGUAGUGAGACCUCACAUAUAAUAUCAACACAGGUAAACAGUUGUAUUUACAAGGGAAAGACGUAUCAGCAAGAUGAUCACUUUGACGAUGGAUGUCUUUACAAAUGUGUCUGUGAAGAUGCAUCUACAGGAAAAUAUGUUUGUCGUGAAAAGUGCUACACAUGGAACCUUCCAAGUGUUUGUUCAUUAGAUCCUCCAGCUUCUGGAAAGUGUUGUCAUACACCAAGUUGUCCUUCAUACGUACAAAUAACGUAUCCACAGGGAUAUUCCAAAGAAUAGUCAACAAACUUAUUCAUAAACAUAUUCAUGUAUAUUUAAAUAAAUACAUGUAAUAAAUGACGCUACGGAAACAUUGAAGUUUAUGUUUCAAAAUUGGUGUGGUAAUUUUUUUCUCUGAUCUGUUUCUCGUGACUUUGACUUGAUGAACAGAAAAUAGUAGCUUUGUUACUUUUAUUCGUUUGUCAAACAGACAUGAAUUGACGGCCCAGAUAAAUUUAAUAUGUGUCUUUAUCUAACAAAGUUUUCAUGACUGAAGAACAAUAACCUGUGUAGAGUUGGCUGAAAAAUUAAUCAAU